This is a messenger RNA of Pediculus humanus corporis (human body louse), 174 nucleotides long. RefSeq lists its product as uncharacterized. NCBI's taxonomy places the organism in Eukaryota, Metazoa, Arthropoda, Insecta, Psocodea, Pediculidae. The coding region runs from base 1 to 174 and encodes 57 amino acids. The record is from RefSeq and is a predicted model, not a curated record. The transcript has 2 exons.
AUGGAUACGAUUAGGAGAAAACAAGCAACGGAAUGGAUUCCUAAAAAUUAUAUUGAACUCCCUCGCCCCGUUGAAAUGACUUGUUAUUCUUUACAUCAUAAACAUGUCGGCCACAUUCCCAAUUAUGCAGGUCAUAUUCCAGGUGUGGUCAAACUUUUGGAAAUGAUACCAUAG